Messenger RNA from Babesia bovis T2Bo, 4104 nucleotides. Its product is annotated as variant erythrocyte surface antigen-1 alpha subunit. NCBI's taxonomy places the organism in Eukaryota, Apicomplexa, Aconoidasida, Piroplasmida, Babesiidae. The coding region runs from base 51 to 4064 and encodes 1337 amino acids. The record is from RefSeq and is a predicted model, not a curated record. The transcript is spliced from 4 exons.
UGCUUCUAUAUCACUGUGAGUACUGCUGAGUACUCCUAUAGGCACUGACAAUGGCCCCUGCAAGCACUUUCACGCCGAAGGCGUCCCUGACAGAAGCACCUACUAACCUCAAGGAGGCCAUUGACUGGGUCCUUAGGGUAACUGGUAGGGAUGGUAAGGCACUGAACAAGGAUACUGAAUGUAUAUGUGGCCUGGCGGCGGCAGUGACUGACCUACUGCAGUCAGUAGAACUGGAGUACCAUGGCUAUCAAGGUGAAGCCAAUGGAGAUGACACAAAAAAUGGCCCCCCAAAAAAGAGAGUCACAAUGUGCCUCAACGAACUAUUCUCCCUAGUCCAGGGACUAGGCGGUACUGCAGUGGUACGGACCUACAUAGACCAGCUGGCACAGGUACUCAGUGCACUCGUUGGGUGGAGUGAGAUAGAAAAGUGUUGGGACGGUGGCUGCGGUGGCGAUAGCAAACCACACGGCCAAGAAAGUAGCUGCCAGUAUCUAGGGGAAGUAGAGAGGAACGGGUCAUGUGAUGAUUGUGGGUGUAUGAAAUGGGAAGUGCCCGGGCCGACGGAUCACAGUAAAGGACACCACCUGGGCAGGGGGUGUACAAGGUGUAAGGGUAGUAGUGGACAGCCGCCGUGUGAGUGUAGUGGUACCUGUACUGCUGGCAAAGAGUGUCAAUGCGCUUUAGCGGGCAAAUGCUGCAAGUGUUGUUGUACGGAUUGUAGGGGGAGGUGUAAGAAUGGUUGGGGUGGAGAAAAAGAAUGUAUAUGUAAAAACGCAGAGGACAGCUAUCGAUCGGCAUACCCAGGAGAAACAUAUUAUAAGAGAACAUCAUACGUUGAAUCAAUAAAAAUAGAAAACACACCAUCGUGGAACAAUCUACAGCACUUACCACCUGGUAGUACUAUCAAUAGUACUACUAUUACUCAACGCCGUCACCAAUGUGCCCGCAUCCUCCUAGGGUCAGUAUGUCUCAUCUGGAGUGGAAUUACUUAUAUGUAUUGGACAGGCAAGUACCAUUCCAGCAGUCCUCGGUGGAACAAUCAUAUCCUGGAUGGUACGGGUCUAGAUGACGGUACCCUAUCCCAAUGGCUUCAGGCCUUAGGGUUUCCUAAAGCAAUGCUUAAUAAUAGUGGGCCACAGAAUCGACUUGACAAGGUCAUAUGGGAUGGGAUUAGUGAUAAGUUGCUUCUAGGGUUUGCAGUCCCUAGUGGCCUCAGUAGUGAUGCCCAGGACAGUUAUGGUAAUACAGCCAGAGGUCCAUUCGCUAUGAACUAUCCUGGUUUUAUACAUACUGCACAUAGGGAUUCAUUCAACACUGAUGCUGCUAUUGUGUUCCCUAAUGGCUCUUCCUCAAGUAGUAAUGACAUUGACCAGCACAAACGAGGUGCUCUCUUCAAGCUCUAUAUUCUAUCAUGUGCCUAUUUCACUGGAUUACAAAAGAAGACUAGUGAAAGUGCUACUCUGAGCACUAGCACUAACAAUCCCAAGACCAUCCGGGAGAUCCUAUACUGGCUAAGUGCAUUGCCCUAUAGUCAGGCAUAUCCAAAGAUAUUGAAGCAUGGUAAGCAUAGACUCGAAAAGGUACUGGAACAUGCCGAGGAGAAACAACUUAAAUUUAUUCAAACGGAUCGUCCAAAACCCAUUACCGUUCAUGAAUUCAACCUGUUUGCCCACUUCCAAGCAGUGACCCAGUACUGCCCACUGGUCCUCAUAGGUAUCCAGGGUGGAAUACACAGCACUGACAAAACACUAGGACCUGCCAUCCACGCCCUCUAUGCCAACACAGCCUGUAGAUUCACCUACCCAGCAGUGCCCAUCCAAGCAUACAACCAGGUGGUGCACUACAUUAGGGCUCUGUUCUACCAACUCUAUUUCCUAAGGAAACAAUGUGAAGUGAAGGUUACUUGUGGAGGGAAGUGGCGUGAAUGUAGGUAUGGUCAUGGGGUAGUUUCCAAGGGGGUAAUUAGCUGGAUGUGCCUGGGGUGUAACCCCAUGGAACAUGAUAGGAAAUGUAGGGUUGAUAAGGUAAAGGAGGAUUUAGUGGGGUUAGUGAAUAAAGUAAAAGUGGGAUUAGAAGGAAAUAAAGAUGAAGAGGCCGACGGAGAGGAACUUUUUGACGUAUUGAAAGCUAUAGGUAGUGUCGUGGUACAAUUGGGUAAUGCCCAGGAGGCAUUGGAAGGGAAGGCUGAGAGUAAAGUGAUAGAGGGGGUGAAGCAGAAACUAGGGGAGGCUAAGAAGGAACUAGAGAAGGCUAAGGAGGCAGUAGAAAGUGAGGUUGGGAUGGAUGGGAAGGAACUGGAAGAGGCUAAGAAGGCAGUAGAGAAGGCUAAGACGGAAGGAGAUAAUGUUAGGAUGGCAAAGCUAGAGAAGAAGAUGAAAGCACUAGAGAAUGCUAAAGAUGCACUAAACAAGCUGAUGACGAGUGGUGGUAGUAAUGGAGCACUAAAUACACUAGCGAAUGGUGGUGGUAAUGGGUCAUUACAACAGAUAGGAAGUGCUAAUGAAAAGGACAGAGAUUACAGUAGUGCCAAGGACCAGAUAAGUGAUGCUAUAAAUGGGAUAAACCAGACAUUGGAGGCAUUGCAACUAUUGAAGAGGGCAUCAACAACGCUGAAUGGUCACAGAGAUGAUAUUAGCGACGUUUUCAUGAUAUAUGAAAAGACCAUUACAGAUCUCAAAGAAAUAUACAACUCUCCCAAGUGCCCAUCGUGUGAAUCACACUCCACCAAGUGUGGCCAACAGCCACAGUCCAAGACCUGUCCAACCUGCCACCAACAGUACAUGGACGGUACACCAUCACCCCUCCAAGCAUUCCUCGAAGAUAGAUUACCAGGGUUUAGUUGUAGCGCAGUGGUGAACCAGGAGAAGGAACAACCAGACUACCCACUGGCUGCAUCCCACCUAUGGCACAGCAACGGUACUGGUCAGUGCUGCCCAGUGCCAAUGGGUUUUAGAGGGCACUUCCAUGAGGGCAGCAUCAGUGGCAUGACUGGCCAACGCCUUUAUGGCAUCCUUUACUUCUUCAGUAACGAGAACAUGAUGCAGUCGUGUGUUUAUACACUAGUGAGAGUGACAGCAGAACUCAGUGCUACCACACCACAGGUGCUGGGUGAUGUAUUCGGGUUCUUUAGGGGAGGGGUGGGAAACAAGGACAAGGGAAAGCCACCAAAGGGAGAAUUGGAGACGAAUUGUGAUCACACAGGGGAACCUUCAAAGGAUGAUAAAAAGUACUUUUGCGGCUGGUGUGCCUCUGGGUUACGGGAUGUAGUGAAAGCGAUAGAGUGGAUACCCAAUGGGACGGAGGUAGGAGGGAAGUACAGGGAGAGUGUAGGAGAAGCAUUAAUUAAAAUUAAGGGUGAUAAGGGCAGUGCUCAACAGCCAGCUCCACAGUCCAAUAAUACAUCCCUCUCAAGACUCACUAAGAACUGCCAGUACCUCUCCCCCCUAACCGGUGAACUCUAUACGGCAGUGAGUGCCACCUUCGGUGGAACAUACCUCUCAUGGGUACUAUACCUAUCAGAUGCGCUUGAAGGUGGACUACAGUCACUGUCAGAGGCAUUUCGUGACAUUGAAUGCCGUGGUUGCAGAGAAUGUGACCCCAAUAAGUGCAAGAAGGGACAUCAUGGUGACAAUGGCGGUGGACACUACGGUAACCCAUUCAAUCUGGAGGGGUACCGGCAGGGGGAUGGAAAGGAUGAUGGAGAUUAUAGUAUUAUGGACAAGACGAAUGACAGUACUAAGAAGUGUCAUCAAUUCUUAGACAGUCUCAGUGCAGUGAUCAAGAAGAAGGAAGAAGCCACCCCGAAGGAACAUCCCUUGACAAAGUUACUAUCAGAAGUCGGCAAGCUCCAAUACGACAUACGGCUCCCCUGGAUAUUUGUUCUCACGGUAGCGUGGCUAGUGGCAGUACUCUACCUUGCAUUUGGUGCCAUAUGGCCACUGGACUGGACACAUAUGAGGUCGCAUUGGUUACGGGGUGGAGAACACCAGUGGCAGUGUAUGUGGUAUAAGGUGAUGACGGGACGCAAAGGAGUGGAAUUAGUGGAGUAUUUUGGUAAGACAUAGUGGCGCCUUCGGCGCAACGGUGCUAAAUGAUAUACACUAG